CGCGCGGUAAGUUCUUGCGGCAGUAUUUUAUCAUACAUUCGCGGGAGAAGAGCUUUGCAAAGUUUUGUCAGCAACGUGCAUAUCCCCCAAUGUCAAGGACUAUUUCAUUUUAUGGCAUUUAUUUGAGUUACUUGGCAGGCAGUAGCUGCGUGUUAUUAGUACAACCUUUACAGUUUGUUGGCUGUACACUACUAGACAGCUUCCUAGCUAACUAGACAGCUAACGACAUAACUGGCUAACUUUUUGCAGGAGGUCUGUCGUUUUGAUCCAACGUAUCUAAUAUGGCAACCAUUUGUCACUCAAGACGUGCCCUGGUGGAAAUCCCAGCUCCACAGCCGAAAAUUGCAGCUCGUAUGCGAAGGUCCUACCUGGAGGUUCUAAGUUCACGCAUGGCUCCAUUGUCAAACACAUCUAGAGGCAGAAACAUUACCAGCAACUCAAAACGUGGGCAUUCAUUGGACCCAGCCAUAUACAGAACAUGGAGUAGUCGGAGUGAGAGAAUGGAAGACAACCAGACACCCCUGUCCAACCAGCAGCUUGUGCAGCUCAUAAGAUCUCUCAUCCUAGUAGAACAGGGGCAGAGGCAGGAGCCCAGAGCCCUCAUUACAGACCUGAAGCCGUUACAGGAUGACUUGCACCUGAAGAAGACCAAUGUCUACAGAUCUAUACCGUACUCACGCCUGGGGUCCAACAGAGACGCACACUGUUACAGAAAGGCAUAUCCACACCUUGUGGUGUUUAAAGUUUCCUGCCAGGAGUGGGGCCAGCUGCUGCUGCAGAACCAAGAGUGGGAGUCUGCUCUGGAGCACGCCCUAGUGGCGUGGAGGUACACCAGCGAGCUGCCACAGUGGGACACCAGCAGCCACAACUCGGUGAGAGAACAGUGUUACAGCAUGCUGGCAGCACACUGUAUCACAGCUCUACAGCACUACCGCCCAGAGCCCAGCAAAGCCAGAGAGCUGCACAGGAGGUUUAAAAUGGCACAGCUGCACAGUCAGUUGAUCUCUCCUUGUAUUCAGGAGCUAGAGAGGAGCCUCGGAGAAGCACAGGUUUGUUCCAUGAACACACACUGAAAUGGCCAAACCACUGAAAUGGCCAACACUAAGAUCAGCUGACAACAAUCAGCACUGCUUCCAAGUCUACGGGGUUACACUAUUGAGCAGCGUAUAUCAGUGGUUGCCAUUCAACGAACUAUGUGUGGUAUCCUUGCCUACAGUAUUCCCCCUUGCCUACAGUAUUCCCCCAGAGUAAAUACAAGAGAAAGCUUUGAUGAAUUUUGGUAAGCUGUUUUUUUAAAUAUGAAUUUAAGCUUUUUGUAUUUAAGUUUUGUAAAAUGUGUUUGCGGAACUAUUGAAUGUUAUCAUAAGGAAAUUAUGAAAUGGCCUUUAAAAUGUUAAAUGCUGUCAUAGCGAAAUUAUUAACUGGCCUUUUCUCCCGUAGAUGUUUUAUAUGGAGGGAUGUUUUUGUUGAUGUGUUGAAAAAUUCCACGAUACUUGAAACUGCUGCCUUUUUUUCAACUUUGCUGAAUGCUUCCUGUUUUGUAAAUAUGUAUGUCUGAAAUAACUGUUGCACUGUUAUUUUCUUCAUCCUGGAAACUUGACAUUUUGAUAAAAUAUAAUCUAAUUUAAUUCUUUGUUUUUCAA
This is a messenger RNA of Coregonus clupeaformis (lake whitefish), 1643 nucleotides long. RefSeq lists its product as uncharacterized. Gene Ontology annotation, biological process: nuclear protein quality control by the ubiquitin-proteasome system; proteasome localization. The coding region runs from base 282 to 1073 and encodes 263 amino acids. The record is from RefSeq and is a predicted model, not a curated record. NCBI's taxonomy places the organism in Eukaryota, Metazoa, Chordata, Actinopteri, Salmoniformes, Salmonidae. Gene Ontology annotation, cellular component: nucleus. The transcript is spliced from 5 exons.